Knipowitschia caucasica is the source of this 1647-nucleotide messenger RNA. The record is from the annotation of a GenBank genome assembly. NCBI's taxonomy places the organism in Eukaryota, Metazoa, Chordata, Actinopteri, Gobiiformes, Gobiidae.
AUGCUCUACCAACUGAGCCACUGUUGCCAGUGUCGUUCAGCUCGAGAAAUAAAACAGCUACAGAAGGCAAAGAGCAAGGCCCAGAACAAUAGGAACCUCAGAGAAGAAGCGAGCAUAUGUAAUCAGCUGGGAGAACUGUUGUCUAAAAAUGGCUCGCGUGGAGAGAGGAACAGAGGGGAAUGUGCGAGGACACCGGAGCGUUCUGGGUUUUGGCGGGGAGUGGAUGCUGUGCUGGUGCUGCUGUGUGUUUGGUACCUCUCUGGGGCCACAGGGAAGAUGACCCAGGCCAGGGGUCAUAAACUGCAGACCUACAAACAGAGCAGGACACGAAGAGAAGCUCGAAUGGAAGAAGACGGAGGCCGCAAAACUGGAGGGCCCAUCUACAAGCGCAGCCCGGACAUGACCAAAUCCCCUAUGACUAAAUCCGAGCAGCUCCUGAGGAUAGACGACCACGAUUUCACCAUGAGGCCGGCUUUCGGAGGUCCUCCCAUUCCAGUCGGAGUCGAUGUCCAGGUGGAAAGUUUAGACACAAUCUCAGAGGUUGAUAUGGACUUCACCAUGACCCUGUAUCUGCGUCACUACUGGAAGGACGAGCGCCUGUCGUUCCCUAGCACCAACAACCAGAGCAUGACGUUCGACUCGCGGCUGGUGAAGAAGAUCUGGGUCCCCGACAUGUUCUUCGUUCACUCCAAACGCUCCUUCAUCCACGACACCACCACCGACAACGUCAUGCUGCGCGUCUACCCCGAUGGAAACGUGCUCUACAGCCUCAGAGUCACAGUUACAGCAAUGUGCAACAUGGACCUGAGCCGGUUUCCUCUGGACACACAGACAUGCUCGCUGGAGAUCGAGAGCUAUGCGUACACAGAUGACGACCUCAUGCUUUACUGGAAAAAGGGGAAUGAGUCUCUGAACACAGACGACAGAAUAUCGCUGUCUCAGUUUCUCAUCCAGAAGUUCCACACCACCACCAAGCUGGCGUUUUACAGCAGCACAGGAUGGUACAACCGCCUCUACAUCCACUUCACGCUGCGUCGCCACAUCUUCUUCUUCCUGCUGCAGACGUACUUCCCGGCCACGCUCAUGGUCAUGCUCUCCUGGGUGUCCUUCUGGAUCGACCGCAGGGCAGUGCCGGCCAGGGUGCCUCUAGGCAUCACCACAGUGCUGACCAUGUCCACCAUUAUCACGGGGGUCAACGCCUCCAUGCCGCGGGUCUCCUACAUCAAAGCCGUGGACAUCUACCUGUGGGUCAGCUUCGUCUUUGUCUUCCUGUCGGUCAUAGAGUACGCAGCCGUCAACUACCUGUCCACCGUGCAGGAGAGGAAGGAGAGGAAGCUCCGGGAGAGGUUGCCGUGCACGUGCGGAAUAGGUAACCCGGACGAGAUGAUGAUCGACCCCCAGAUCACGGGCUACGGCUCCAUGGACCCCAACACCACGGGUCAUUAUGGGAUGCCUGAGAACGGCGGGCGGCAGGAGCGCAUGUUAGCACAGGUGGCUCUCAACGAUCCGCAGCUCACGGGUCAAGUGAAGGCUCGAAGCUACGUGAACAUUUGGAUCGAUACUCACGCCAUAGACAAGUACUCCAGAGUGGUGUUUCCUGGAGCCUACAUUCUCUUCAACAUCAUCUACUGGUCCAUAUACUCAUAA